Rhodotorula graminis WP1 is the source of this 1723-nucleotide messenger RNA. RefSeq lists its product as uncharacterized. The record is from RefSeq and is a predicted model, not a curated record. NCBI's taxonomy places the organism in Eukaryota, Fungi, Basidiomycota, Microbotryomycetes, Sporidiobolales, Sporidiobolaceae. The coding region runs from base 9 to 1556 and encodes 515 amino acids. The transcript has 4 exons.
CGCCCGCCAUGGCUCAGCGGGACGGUCAAGGUGUGCAGGGCUACCGACAUGGUGCUCCAAGUCCUCGUCCAGGUCGGUCCUCGUCGCGACAGCCGCAUGCCGACAGCGACGCCCUCAUGCACGCCUUCACCACCCUCUCACGCACCGUCGACCCAACCCGCAUCCCUCACGACCGCCCCCUCACCCCGACCCUCCCCACUCGACUCGCUCGAGGCGGUGCAACCCCCGUCGUCUUCCUCUCGCCCUCGGCACGCUCGUCUAGCUCCGGCCUCACCUACCAGGACGUCGCACCCACCCCUGGGCCCGCCAGCCAGCUCAACCCGUUCGCCCUCGAGGGCCAGGCCAAGCGCGCAGCCGACCAAGCCCUCCUCCUCGCCGCUCGACAACGCCAGCCCGCACCAGGCGCACCCGCAUCCGCACCUUUCGGCCUCCCUCCCUCCGCCUUCUCGCACCAGUACCUCGGCGCUCCCGCCGCGCCAGGUCCCUUGUCGUCCACCUUCCUCCCGCCCUCACGGCACCCCUCGCUCGUCUCGCUCGCCGACACCGGCGACGGCGUCGCGCCCCGCUCGACCCACCGUCGCCGGCGCCAGCUGCUCGACGCGCUACUCUCCGACCGAGGGCGCGGCUCGUCGGCGAGCAGCGCGGCCGGCCACGACGGCGACGGCGACGCCGGCAAGGAGAACGUCGAGCCCGUGCGGCGCGCGUCGUACCUCGCCGCACCUGCGGCGGCAGCACACCUCGAGCCGGCGACGCCCAAGCGGCAGCGCAUCCGCGUCGCCGAGUGGCGCGACCAGGUGCAUCGUGCGGCGAGCGUCGAGGAGGGCACGAGUGCGGGCGAGGGCGCGAGCCGGGUUGACGAGUCGGCGGCGCGUCAAGGUGCGGUCACGGUCGGCGCUGCGGCGGGGAGACCGGCGGGCAAAGCGCAGGAGAGUCGUGCGGCGCAGGCGCAGCCGAGGCGCACGGCGGGCGAGCGUCAGCAGGGGAAGGAGGGCAACGUGGCGGAGGGGGAGGAGGACGGCGAGCGCGCCCGGCAACCCAAGAAGACGCGCCAGCGACGCCGGCCCAACGCCUCGACCGACCAACGAGCGCGCUCGCCGCCGAGCUCAACCGGCGGCGGCGCCGGUCGCGGCGUGAGCGGGCCCAAGCGCCGCUCGGGCCGCACGCAGCGCGCGAGCGAGCCUGCGCCGGCCGCCGCGGACGAGACGGGCGUGUCGACGCUCGACCUCGUCGCCAUGCUGCCGAGGAGGGCCAAGCGGUUCGGGCGCCGGGGAGGGCUGUCGUCGCAGGACGAGGGGGACGAGGACGAGGACGAGGACGAGGACGUGGCGACCGACUACGACGACCUCGACGCGACCUCGAAGCGCAAGGCCAAGCAGCGCAAGCCGGCGACGCGUUCGCGCAAGACGGUCGCCAAGGCGCCGGCGGGCAAGACGAGGCGUCGCGUCGACGCGAGUGGCGGCAGCGACGACUCGGCCGCUCAUCGCGAGAAGGAGGCGAAGCGCCGCAAGUGGGCCGACAUCGACGCGUACGAGCUCGAGAUCGUGCCGACGCUGUGAGCACACAGCAGCGUCGCAGAACAGCGGAGUUCCGCGCUCGAGAUGUCGAUCAUGAGGGGACGGCGCUCGAGCAGAAGCAGGGAGGAGGAAGGAGGGGGGAGAGUCCGCUUGUCGUUGUCUUUCUUUCUCUCUGUGCCAUACUCGCAACUCGCAUCGCUCUGCCUGUC